AACACGAUCGUUUAAAAUACAGUGGACUCAGCAAAUAUAGAUCUUACAGGUAGGAGCACACCCCUCCUCCGCAACACAACAUCUAGUUUAUCCCUCGUUCUUCUCCUCCUCCAUGGGUCCUACCUUUGGAGUGGGUCACGUGGUUCUGCUCUUACAAAUAACUCGCAGUAAAGUAGAGACCAAAUCAGAGAACAGUUAUAUUAGGCAUUAUCUGCGGCAGCAGCUAUCUCCAGAUACAGACAAGGCACAGUGACACGUCCAAACGCGGAGAGGACAGCUACAAGUUUUUCGGGUUUCGCAGACGCGUUGAAGUUUGGAUUCUGGGCUAAAAUCAAGAAAGAAGAGACUGGGAACUUCCACGGCGAUAUUCAAUCAAGUCACUUGGAAAAGAGGGUUCCUGACUUUAUCACUAACUGCCCUUAUCUGGAGUGAAUUCCUUUUUCUGAGGCCGCUGCUCACGAAACUGUUGCAUUGGAGAUUUUGGACUUUAUCGAAGCUUUCACUGCCAUUUGGGCUAAUUUUAAGAUUUCAAAACUUGAAAGGAUAGCUUAGGCAUUGGAUACAUUAUGUAUUCGAGUCUGGCUUUAUCUUCCAACCCGUCCCCCUACGCACACGAUUCCGACUACAUCCAUCCGUCCGCCAGCUCACCUGUGUAUGUGCCCACCACCCGUGUCCCUGCCAUGCUCCAGACCCUGCCCUACCUACAGACGUGUGAGUCCACGCAUCAAGCCCACGGGCUCGGCAGUCACCACGUAUGGCCACAGACUGGCACGGAGAAUUCCUCUUUCAACCCGGGCAGCCCUCAUCCGCCUCCCGGUUUCUCUUAUUCGCACAGCCCGCCGGUAAGCAGCAGCACCGGCAGGGACGCCGCGUACCAGAAUCCGCUGGUGUUGGGUAACAGCGGCCGGGCAGAUCAAUAUGGAAGUGCACUGGUGCGCUCCGUCGGCGGCUCGUACUCUAGUCCGUACGCGGCCUACAUGAGCCCGGAGAUGGCAACUUCAUGGACGCCAGGGCCCUUCGAUGGCGGCAUGAUCGGUCUUCAGGGACGCCAUGGAACUCUACCGGGAAGGAGGUCCAGUUUAGACAUGCUGGAAGAGCUGCCGGGUGAAGGGCGCGAGUGUGUGAACUGCGGCUCCAUCUCAACGCCGCUGUGGAGGAGAGACGGGACCGGACAUUACCUGUGCAAUGCGUGCGGCCUCUACCACAAGAUGAACGGCAUCAAUCGACCCCUAAUCAAACCACAGAAACGCCUGCAAAGCACGUCACGACGAGCAGGUCUGUGUUGCACUAACUGUCAUACUAGUACGACCACCCUGUGGAGGAGAAACGCAGAGGGAGAGCCCGUCUGCAACGCCUGCGGACUGUACAUGAAGCUCCACGGGAUACCAAGGCCAUUAGCAAUGAAGAAAGAAAGCAUUCAGACGAGAAAACGCAAACCAAAGAUGGCCAAAACCAAAGCAUCCUCAGGGUCAACAGUGUCUGGCGCUGCAUCUCCCACUUCAUUGCCUGCAUCAGAGAACGCCUCUACAAUAAAGAGCGAACCCAAUAUCGCAGCUUCACCAUAUGCAGGCCAAACUGUUGUCUCAGUCGCACAAGCAUCGACACAUUUGGACAGUACCAGUUCAGGACAUGUGGACAUCAAAUAUGAAGACUACACAUACACCCCAAUGUCAAUCGCCCCACAGAAUUCCUGGUGUGCACUGUCCCAAGCGUGAUGUGAGCUCACUACCUUUUCUAAACCUCUCCAGUGCAUUCUGGGAAAAAAGACUUUUAACAAGAUCUACCUAAUAGAACCUUUACACAAAUGUAGAGAGACGGAGCUUAGGAAUACAAGAGACUGACUGUAAUUUGUGCUAAUUCCGCCAAAAUACGGCGGGCGACAAGCAGCGACUCGGCAACAGUUCUCAAGUUCCUUAAGCAAUGAUCGGGAGGACAAAAAACAUGCUUUUUAUGGCUUCUGAACAUGUUUCAUGGCUUAGAUGUUAAUGAUUAACUUUUAAGAUACAUUAUUUAUGUUGAGAUAAGAAUGGUGGAGGCACACAAGUCUCUCCCAUAAUUCCCCUUAUCCUUCAGGGAAUGCGUCUUUGUGGUCGUUAUGAGUUUAGAUCGCAUACUUUCCCUGGAUGAGGCUUUUAAAAGUUUCAUUGUUGUCUUUGCUGAUUCCAGAAACUUUUAAUUAAUGCUGUAUUGUAUUCCUCCGAUGAUCCAAAGUGCAAUGACCCUUGCUUUUCAGCAAAUUUUGAAAAGGGGCACAUUUAUAUUAAUUGUUCGAAAUUUUGUGUUUUGUUUUGUCUGAAUAUGUUAACCUAAAUUUAUUUGCUGUAUUUUGUUGAUAUAUAUUGGAAUUAUAUCAUUGUUUUAUUGCAUAUAAAAUUGGCAAACAUCUGA
This is a messenger RNA of Cyprinus carpio (common carp), 2388 nucleotides long. RefSeq names its product transcription factor GATA-5-like. The record is from RefSeq and is a predicted model, not a curated record. Gene Ontology annotation, biological process: positive regulation of transcription by RNA polymerase II; cell fate commitment; negative regulation of transcription by RNA polymerase II. Gene Ontology annotation, molecular function: DNA-binding transcription factor activity, RNA polymerase II-specific; RNA polymerase II cis-regulatory region sequence-specific DNA binding; zinc ion binding. Gene Ontology annotation, cellular component: nucleus. NCBI's taxonomy places the organism in Eukaryota, Metazoa, Chordata, Actinopteri, Cypriniformes, Cyprinidae.